GAAAAGUCUGGGAGCUAAUAGCACCAAUAUUGUCGACAAAAAAAAAAAAAUGGCACCAAUUCUCUGCGGGCAAGGAUUCCCGCAAGUCAUGUCACAUCAAAAUUCCUUGGAAAAAUCAAAGGCAACUAAGGCCAGUGGGGUUUCUUCUCUUCAACAAGUCGAAUGCUUCUGCACGUUCUCAUCCCUUCAGUUUCGACUCAACGCGUUAAUGGUGUUUGCUUUAUUGCCUCUGAGAACUCGCUUUGAAUUGGGUGAUUAAUUGCGAUCUGUUGUAAACAGUUUCUGUGUCCUACUCAAGCUUUAGGAUGUUAAGAACAAAAUUGAUUUUCGUUUUCAGCCUCAUGGCCCUUGCUUUGUCUCUUUGUCCUGAUGCCUGUAUGGCUAGAGCCAAAUACAAGCCUUGCCCCCCUUUUUCUUCUUGCGGCAACCUUAGUAUUAUAUACCCUUUCCGAUUGCAUACCGAUCCUGUUGAGUGCGGUUUACCAGGGUAUGAACUAGUAUGCGAGAAUAAUCGCACAACUUUGGUCACAGAACUGGGCAAAUUCUUUGUUGAGAAUAUCAGUGAAUAUAAACAAACCAGUUCUGGUUUUGGCUCAGACGGGAAAUCAUUUGUUAUGAACUGGACAGAGUAUGGAGUCCGAUUGGUCGAUCCCAG
Messenger RNA from Rubroshorea leprosula, 655 nucleotides. NCBI's taxonomy places the organism in Eukaryota, Viridiplantae, Streptophyta, Magnoliopsida, Malvales, Dipterocarpaceae. The record is from the annotation of a GenBank genome assembly.